UAUGGUGGAGAAGAGUAGAUAUAAGCUGGAUAUCUGCUCUGAAUGCGUGUGCUCUUGCCAGCAUCAGUUUGUGGUGCCAAUCCUGAAUCCUGGUGGCAUCUCAGAUGAAGACAUCAUCAACAUCACUCUUCCCACUGGAGUUCCAAUUCUGCUGGAGCUGGAUGAGAACCUGCAGGCUGUUGGACCUCACCAGUUCCUGGGUGACCAAGAGGCCAUCCAGGCAGCCAUUAAGAAAGUAGAGGAUCAAGGAAAAGUGAAAAAAAACAAAAAAUAAAGUGCUUCCCAAGUGCAGGCGAGCAAUAGAUGUAAAAGGACUGGUGUGCAUUGUGUUCUGAGUGCUAAUUUCUCUUUCUUUCUUCCCUGAUUGUCCAGAUUUUUCCAUGCUGUGCGAUAGAGUUUAUAGGUAACUUAUCCUGGCCCAGAUAAACCUUUAGGAUGCCUAAGUGCUUAUGCAUAAGCCUUAGUAGUUAGCUUUCCUACUAGUCUUGUUUGAAUUAAGUUAUCAAACUAGUAACCAGUGGGGUUUAAUCAAGGUCGUUUUGUUAAUUAUAAGAUGGGAGAGUAAUAAGUGGAAAUGGAGAUGAAGUUUACAGUAUUCAUCAUUAAAUAAAUCAUUACUGAGUCACCACUGGCAGGCACUAUUCCAAAAAAUGGCUUACUUUUUUAUUUAAUAAGACUUUUUGAGAUGAUAAGAAUUACUGGUAACACACUACGCGUAAGUAUUUAUUUCUGGUCUUUUCCUCCAGGAAAAGGGAUGCUUUGGUAAUUUAGACCAGCAGUCCAUUAAAUGGGAAUGUCACAGGUGGGUUCCUUCAAGAAUGCCACCAACCAGUACAACAGCAGCAAGAAGGAGCCUUUAACUUUCCUUAGUCCAGAGCCAUCCUUUCUUUGGUAUUCACUAGAAUUCUUUGGUCACUAGAAUAAGCAGGAUAUAGACAACCGUGACUAUGUUUGCUUUUUGUUUUGUUUUAUUUUUCAACUUUUAAUCUUUGGGCACUUAAAAGUUGCUUUAAAAUAAAGUUCUGUUACUGAACAUGA
Molecule: messenger RNA, 1038 nt
Organism: Castor canadensis (American beaver)
Lineage: Eukaryota; Metazoa; Chordata; Mammalia; Rodentia; Castoridae
Source: RefSeq, a predicted model, not a curated record